This is a messenger RNA of Eptesicus fuscus (big brown bat), 1364 nucleotides long. RefSeq names its product chromosome 8 C8orf48 homolog (gene C8H8orf48). NCBI's taxonomy places the organism in Eukaryota, Metazoa, Chordata, Mammalia, Chiroptera, Vespertilionidae. Bases 83 to 937 code for a protein of 284 amino acids. The record is from RefSeq and is a predicted model, not a curated record. The transcript has a single exon.
CCGGUUCUCCCUGGCUCAAGCCUGACCGGUUCCCGAGCCAGUCUUAACCAAAGCAAAGCAGACGAGGAGCCAAGGGUGGGUGAUGGCCAUCCGCUUAGAAGCUGGGGAGUCCGAGGAGCCACGUGAAUGGGCCCAAGUGGACAGCAGGGCCUUGGACGACCUCUCUCCGGAGACCUUGGAGUCCUUCUCGGACGAGGUACAGAGUUCAUGUUCAUUCAGUUCCCCUGGAGGACUGCUGCCCUCGCCCCAGGUCUCGGGGGGCAAACCUGAGAGUGGAAAGCCCACUGCACGCUUGGAAUAUCCAGAUAAACAAUCUGAGCUUUCAGAAAAGAGGUUUAGUGGGAAAAGAAUCAGCUACCUCAAGGGCAAAGACACUAACUCUGGCGGGCACCCACCAGACACUCCACCUCAAACAGACAUCACUGAUGAACAAAUGCAUGCCCUGCAGACCUUUUGCACCGUUAAGGUAAACCUGAUGCAUCACAGAGCUGCCUCCAAAGGGAAGAAGCGCAGCAGGCAUAAGAAGCUGCAGCUUCGAUUGGGUGCAGAGGCUUCAGAGGUAGAUGCCACCAGCUGUGCUGCCCCCGACGAGCUUUUGAACAGAAUGCAUUUAAAAAACGUGAUGGCAACACUAAAACAGGCGGCAGCGGUUAAGCAACACGUUCCUUCGAGGUGCCCUGAUUGUAUCAGGAAAAGAGCAGAACUGGCUCAAUCCGCCUUCCUGAAACGAAAGAAGACUUUACUGGAGUCACUUCUCCUCCAAGAGAAAAUAGAUGAGCAUCUUCAUACUAAAGACUUCCUUACCUUUAUUGGAGAAGCACACCGGGGCCUCCCCAGGCUUUCAGAUGACCCCAGAAUAAUCUGGAAAAGACUGAAUGAGAAAAGCCAGAAGAGGGACUCUGGUUUGGAAAGGUCAGAUCCAGAGCAGAAGAUGUAGUGGAAUGGAAAUAGGGCUUGUCAUUCACUGUUUGCUCUACCACCCCUCAAACCACUUACUCUAACCAAACAGGAGAUGCUGUUUAUUAAUGAUAAUGUGUAAUGUGGAUAGAUGGUUUUGUUGUGUAUUUGAAUAAUUGUCAUCAUUUCUACAAGCACUUUGGAAACUAACUUAAAAAUUUGCUAUGCUUCCUUCACAGAUUUGAGGACUAAGAACUUUUGAUCCAGUAUGUUUUUCAGAUUAUAGAGGGCAACAUGGUAGUUGGGAUAGUUACAAAGAUUUUACAACAAUCCAGGAGAGAGAUGCUGGUAAUUUUGGACUAGGGUUUUGACAGUACAGAUAGAAGUACAGAAACGUAAGAGAUACUUAAGGAAGUAAUAAUUGACAUUCUUGGUGAAGAAAUGGGAAUGGGGAUCUAAUGAAUGUU